GAGGAUCUGCGAUGCUGUAAUGAAGUCACCUCCAGUCCCCCACCCACAGGUCUUUUAAUCAACUGUAUUGUAGUAUUGGACUGAAGGCAGGCAGACAGACAGACAGACAGACAUCCCAUCUGACAGGCCCCUCAAAUUAAUUCUGAGGCCACGACACCUAAGGCAGCGGAGGUCACAUCAGCCACAGAAGCACCUGAAAUUUGAGAGAUGCGCAUCAGUCAAACGGAGAAGCAAAGCGGUUUCUCACUUCCUGUGUGCGCAGACGCUUCCUGUUCCAAAUGAGUUCUGAUAUGAAGAAAAGAAGAUUCAUAUUGUGGGUUAAACAUCUCUGGAGUGCGUGUCCUUGUAUGUGAGUUCGAGAGCUGCCCCCCCAUCCACCCACCCACCUACCUACCUCAGUAUCUGUGACCCUUUUGACGCUCAGACGCCUGGAGCUUCAUAAGCUGUGGAAGAUGGAUAAAGAGUAUGUCGGCUUUGCCACCCUGCCCAACCAAGUCCACCGUAAAUCGGUCAAGAAAGGCUUUGAUUUCACCCUCAUGGUUGUAGGUGAGUCUGGCCUCGGUAAAUCAACGCUCGUCAAUAGUCUCUUCUUAACAGAUCUCUAUACUGACCGGGAAAUCCCCAGCUCUGAAGAAUGCAUUCCCCAGACUUUGGAGAUCAUCAAGAAUGCAGUGGAUAUCGAAGAGAGAGGCGUGAAAGUCAAGUUGACCAUAGUGGACACUCCAGGAUUUGGGGAUGCCCUGGACAACUCGGAUUGCUGGAAGCCCAUCGCCCAGUACAUCGACCAGCAGUUUGAGCAGUACUUCCGGGAUGAGAGUGGUCUGAAUCGCAAGAACAUUCAGGAUAAUCGUGUGCACUGCAUACUCUACUUUAUUUCACCGUACGGCCACGGCCUACGGCCUCUCGAUGUCGAGUUUAUGAAGGCUGUGCACGACAAGGUCAACAUUGUGCCCAUCAUUGCCAAAGCAGACACCCUAACGCCCAAGGAGGUCAUGGUCAUGAAGCAAAGGAUCCGGGACGAAAUUGAGCAAUAUGGUAUCAACAUCUAUCAGUUUCCAGACUGUGACUCUGAUGAAGACGAGGAGUUUAAGCAGCAGGACCUCGCUCUAAAGAAUAGCAUCCCCUUUGCAGUGAUUGGCAGCAAUGAAAUGAUAAAUGAGAAUGUGGCCCGACCAAUCAGAGGACGUGCUUAUCCCUGGGGUGUGGCUGAGGUGGAGAACAAAGUGCACUGUGACUUCUCCAUGCUGCGAAACAUGCUGAUUCAGACCCACAUGCAGGACCUGAAAGAUGUCACCCAGGAAGUCCACUAUGAGAACUACAGAGCCCAAUGCAUUCAGAGCCUGACCCGGAUUGGCACUAAGGACCGCAGCAGCCGCAACAAAAUCUCCCGGCAGAGUAUCACAGAGCUGUCUUUGCUCCCACUGGCCGCAACAGAAAAGCUGAUCCAAGAGAAAGAUGAGGAGCUGCGCCGCAUGCAGGAGAUGCUGAAGAUGAUGCAGCAGCAGAUGCAGCAGAGUCAAGGGGAGCAGUCUGACGCACUGUGAGAUGGCUGGCCGAGAGUUCAUAUUAUGUGGACACCAUUAUCCCC
Messenger RNA from Polypterus senegalus (gray bichir), 1588 nucleotides. Its product is annotated as septin-4-like. Gene Ontology annotation, molecular function: GTPase activity; GTP binding; molecular adaptor activity. Lineage: Eukaryota; Metazoa; Chordata; Cladistia; Polypteriformes; Polypteridae. Gene Ontology annotation, biological process: cytoskeleton-dependent cytokinesis; regulation of exocytosis. The record is from RefSeq and is a predicted model, not a curated record. Gene Ontology annotation, cellular component: cell division site; synaptic vesicle; microtubule cytoskeleton. The transcript is spliced from 12 exons. Bases 453 to 1544 code for a protein of 363 amino acids.